This is a messenger RNA of Scophthalmus maximus (turbot), 1413 nucleotides long. It is a transcript of the gene tdp2b, whose product is annotated as tyrosyl-DNA phosphodiesterase 2b. Lineage: Eukaryota; Metazoa; Chordata; Actinopteri; Pleuronectiformes; Scophthalmidae. The coding region runs from base 134 to 1234 and encodes 366 amino acids. The transcript has 8 exons. Gene Ontology annotation, cellular component: cytoplasm; PML body. Gene Ontology annotation, biological process: double-strand break repair. The record is from RefSeq and is a predicted model, not a curated record. Gene Ontology annotation, molecular function: 5'-tyrosyl-DNA phosphodiesterase activity; protein binding; single-stranded DNA binding.
GCAUCUUGACCCGGAAGCCUUUCAUUGGUGCACCAGAGGUAACUGGCAGAGAUGUAACUUUUUCUUGUCUCGUGUAAUUCUGUUGAGUGGACACACACAGUGAGUGGACACACACACACAGUGGCUGGACAACAUGGCCUCUGCGUCUGAGUCGGACCAACCGUCAGUUUCUACUGUCGAAGAAAACAGAAGUCGUCUCUGCGACGAGUUUGCCGCAGUAGCGGGAAGCGACAGCGCCGUGGCUCGGUGCUACCUGGCGGACAAUGAUUGGCAGAUGGAGAGAGCUCUGAACUCAUUCUUUGAGGCAGACAUGGAGAGAGUAUUUGAAGUGGAAGAUCUUCUAGAGGGACCCACCAAGAGCCCUGAGGCCAAGAGGCUGAAGGUUGAUGAAAAACCUGCACAAGAUUGCAUAGAUUUGACCGGAGAAAGUCCUGCCUCCUCACGCAAACCGCCAGAGGAAGAUGACGGUAAACUGUCGGUGAUCUCCUGGAACGUGGACGGGCUCGACACAGACAACCUUGGAGAGCGUGCCAGAGGCCUGUGCUCCUACAUAGUCUUAUACACUCCCGAUGUGGUUUUACUACAGGAGCUCAUUCCACCCUACGUCCAGUACUUGAAGAAACGUGCCGUCAGCUACCUGAUCAUUGAAGGUGGUGAAGAUGGUUACUUCACUGGGAUGAUGCUGAAGAAGUCGCGAGUCAAACUGGUGGAGCAUGAGAUAGUAACUUACCCCACCACACAGAUGAUGAGGAAUCUGCUUGUAGCUCAAGUGGAUUUCAAAGGACAGAAACUGUGUCUAAUGACAUCUCACUUUGAGAGCUGUAAGGGCCAUGCAGUGGAGCGGAUGAAGCAGCUUCGAGUGGUGAUGCAGCGGAUGAGGGAGGCGCCUGACGAUGUCACCGUCCUGUUCGGAGGGGACACAAACCUGAGGGACCCCGAGGUGGCCAAGGUGGGCCUGCCCUCCAGUGUCUGUGAUGUCUGGGAGCGACUGGGCAAGCAGGAGCACUGUCGCUACACAUGGGACACCAAAGCCAACAGCAACAAGACCGUUCCAUAUGUCAGUCGCUGCCGCUUUGACAGGGUUUACUUCCGCCCAGCGACAAAGGAUGGAAUCCCACGUCUUGCCCCCGACCACUUGGCCCUGGUGGGCCUGGAGAAGCUGGACUGUGGACGCUAUACUAGUGACCACUGGGGAAUCUACUGUAGCUUCUGUGCUGGAAGCAGUGCAGACUAAAACAAACAUUGCCACUGGGUUCAGACCACAGAAAAACUUUAUCUGAGAUUGGUUGCCUGUAAAUUUUUAUAUCUUGAUUUGAUUAUUUUAUCUUCUAAUAUGUCUAAUUUUCCUGAACUUAAAAUAGACACAUAAGUGUAAAAAAAACCCCACACCAAUAAAUGUUAAAAUAAAAUGUC